AAAAUCCACCCCCGAGAGAUCUGUGCGCGGGUUUCCCUUGAGGAUGAGGACUGAGAGGUCAGAUACUUUGUGAAAAGUGCUCACCCGUGGGAGACAGGGUGUUUUUGUCUUUUAUCAUUUGUCUGUGGGAGUUCAUUCGAGAGUGUAGUGUCUGUCUGGUUUCACCCACAUAGCUGUUAUUGGGGCAGUUAGCGCACAGCCCACCCUCAUCUGCUUUGUCCCUAGCCACCGUGCAAGUGGCCCAGACACCACAACUUGUUCCCAUCUCUUGACCAGAGGCUAGGACUUUGCAGGCAGGGGCAGGUGUGAGGCAUCCAGCACCCAGAUCUGUGUAAGGGAGAAUCCCUUCCAAGACUCUAGCCAGCAGGAGCAGCUGCAUCAGCGGGGACUUUUAAGCACUGAUGCCAUCACAGGGACUGCUCCAGUUCUAGAUAUUCUCAUCCCUCUGCUGAUUGGCUGCUGGCUUUAGACCCUUCCCUCAUGCUCUCACUCUACCUGCUCCCCUUAAUGCUCCUUCCCCCUUAGUUCACCCCUGCCUGCCUUAGUGCCUCCCUCAGCCAGCCACCCCCGCCCUGUCAUAAAUUUAAUGUAGAUAAAUAAAAAUAGAGCAAAAAAUACCCAAUACUGCAUUAUAACCCAACCAACCCUAUUUAUACUCCAAGCUAUUUGGGGAACAAUUGUGCUAGGUGAUCCAAUUUCAGUUUGGGGUCUCUAAGCAAGACACAAAACAUCAUGGUACUAACUUGACAUUAGCAAACCAUCACUCUGAUCGUAUUCAAGAUCACUUCCCUUAAUGAGCUUUGUGUUGUUUGUUUAGGCUCUGAUUCUACCAAGAUUUAUGCAAAUGCUCAAUUUUCAGCCUACAUGGUGUGGGAAGUUUUGGCAGGAUCUGGGUCUUCACUUGUAAGCUCUCCAAAGCACAGACUAUCUCAACAGCUGCCAAAUUUGGUACCGCUCCAUGUGCAACAUUUUAUAAAAGUUAUAUCACUGGUUAAUUUGCAUGCAAUCAUAAAUUCCACCUUAAUGCUAAAUCCCUACAAUUUUUAACUAUAUAUUUGGCAUGUAAGACAGGAGAGAAAGGACACAUUUCCUGAGCGCAGUAUCCGCUUUUAUUUUUUUAAAUAUUUCCAGUCUUCGUGGCUGGGAGAAAAGCUGGAUUCCCCCUCCACCCCUUUACGGAAUGAGAAAUGCUGCAGUGGGGAAGGCGUAACUAAAUGGUUUUGGGGAUGGGGAGGGGAACAUUCAACAACAGCCCUGAACUCUAAAUAUUUCCUAAAGCCAUCUUUUUUAAAAGUCACCCACACAUUCCAAAAUCAAUAGAUUAUUUUAAAAACCUUGUUAUUCUUAAAUAUCAUCCAGGGGUUCUUUUACUUGCUUCCCCAAACCUUUAGGGGGUCACGUUUUGACACUGGUGACUUCUGUUGCUGCUCUUCAAGCUCCUGGAGUCCAGUGAUCACAGAGAAAUCUCAGCUAUUACUUUAACCAGAGCAAGUGUCUGGCCCUGGCAUUUGCUGAGAAGCGCUGGAGAACCAGCCCUAUGUGCACCCUUAAAGGCACAGGCAGCAAGGGAAAGCCCCUAGUAUUGCUGUGUGAUAAAGGGGUGGGAUUGCUGGCCCGGGCUGUGAUGGGAAAGUGCCCCAGGAUGUCCUGCAGGAACGGGGAACAUGGAUUGGACUGGCCCCCCACACAGCUGGGAACAGGAGUGAUACAACCACAGAGUGGCCAAGUCCUCCAGCAGCUAGAGAGGCUCAGAAGUGCCCUGUGUGGGGGGGAGCGUGUUAACGAGAGCCUUCAUCCGAACUGGGGCCAGGCUGAGGGGCUCCCUGCACUGCCUGCACAGGGUCAAGUGAGUGAGUGCCUGGAUUCUCUUAUUUCAGCAGAUGGGAUCAUGAGUGAGAAGGAGGCGGAGAGCCCUCUGCAGGGAGGUCCUGAGGAAGGGGCUAAACCCAAAGGGAACAUCACCCAGGAAGUCGGCUCAGACAGUCCUGGCGGGUCGGAGUUGCUGGGGGGAAACGACAGAGAGCAGCAGCUACUGGGCAGAUCCCCCCUCUGGGGGAGAGGGCUCCAAUCCAAAGAGAAACGCUACAAUUGCACUGACUGUAACAAGAGCUUCAGCCAGAGCUCCCACCUCAUCCGGCACCAGGGCACCCACACGGGCGAGCGCCCCUACAAGUGCUCUGACUGUGGGAAGAGUUUCACCCAGAACUCCAACCUUGCCCAGCACCAGCGGGUACACACAGGCGAGCGCCCCUACCAGUGCCUCGACUGCGACAAAAGCUUCACCCAGAGCUCCCACCUGACGGAGCACCAGCGCGUGCACCAGGGUGUCAAGCCCUACAAGUGCACCAACUGCAACAAGAGCUUCAGCCAGAGUUCCCACCUCCUGCGGCACCAGGGCACCCACACAGGCGAGCGCCCCUACAAGUGCCCUGACUGCGGGAAGAGCUUCAGCCAAAACUCCAACCUGGUGCAGCACCAGCGCAUCCACACGGGUGAGCGCCCCUACAAGUGCGGAGAGUGUGGGAAGAGCUUCAGCUGGAGCUCCAACCUCAUUGAGCACCAGCGCGUGCACACGGGCGAGCGGCCAGACAAGUGCCCCGACUGUGGGAAGAGCUUCACCCGCAGCUCUGCACUCAUCCAACACCGACGCAUCCACAAGGGGCUGAGGCCCUACAAGUGCACGCAGUGUGGGAAGAGCUUCAACAAGAGCUCCCACCUCAUCCGGCACCAGGGCACCCAUGCCGCUGGAGAGCUGCCCUGCACAUGCACCAGUUGUGGGAAGAGCUUCACCCGGAGCAUCCAGCAGAGGCCACGGCCACACCACUGUGCUGAGUGUGAGACACGCUUCUCCCGCAUUGCUGGCUGCCAGCCACGAGCUGAUGUGGCAGUGAAGCCCUACAAGUGCGGGGAGUGUGGUAGGAGCUUCGGGCGCAGCUCGUACCUGGUGCAGCACCAGCGCAUCCACACGGUCGACAGACCCUACAAGUGCGGGGACUGUGGGAAGGGCUUCGGGGUCAGUGCCCACCUCACCCGGCACCAGCUCAGCCAUGCAGGUGACCGGCUGUACCGAUGUCCCCAGUGUGGAAAGACCUUUGGGGAGAGCACAAAGCUGCUGAGCCAUGCGGGUGAGCGUCCCUACCAGUGCCCUGACUGUGAGAAGAGCUUCUGCAAAAGUUCUCACCUGGUCAGCCACCAGCGCACCCACACUGGAGAGCGGCCCUACCGCUGCACCAUCUGUGGCAAAAGCUUCUGCCAGAGCUCCCACCUCAUCCGGCACCAGGGCACCCACACGGGGGAGCGCCCCUACAAGUGCUCCAACUGUGAGAAGAGCUUCACCCAGAGCUCCAACCUCGCCCAACACCAGCGCAUCCACACGGGGGAGCGCCCCUACCAGUGCACUGAUUGCGGGAAGAGCUUCAGCUGGAGCUCCAACCUCAUAGAGCACCAGAGAACCCACCUAGCACAGAAACCCUGAACAUGGGGUGGGCUAACGUGUCUGUUUGCUGAGCAAGCUCCCAACGCUGCAGUAAACAGCAUGGGGCCAGCAGGACACUUAAUGGGAGUGUACAAUGCCAAAGACUAGAAACCCUCCUCCUUCACACUGCCAGAGGUGGCUGCCUGUCUCAGCCUCGCCUGUUGCAAGAUCCGGGAGAUGAUGCCACUUGCCACAGGAGCUGUAAUAAGGCAAGUCUAAGGGGGUCUAACAUAUGCAUUCUUUCAACCUCAUAUGGACAGGCUGUCUACAUAGACUGGCAGACAGAAUGCAGGCCAUUUCAGUCCCAUGGGCAGCUCACUAGCAUUUGUUCUUUCUUUUUGUCUAGUCUGGCCAGACUCCAUCCCAGGAUUUUAAUUCCUGUUGGCUACCUAGAUUCUAUUCCCAUUUUUUUAAAUUUGCUUUUAAUACUGUAUUUCCUGUUGUAUUGCAGUCUCUCUCCAUAUGAAAUAAAACCUGCUCCAGCAUACCCAUUUUCCA
Molecule: messenger RNA, 3973 nt
Organism: Mauremys reevesii (Reeves's turtle)
Lineage: Eukaryota; Metazoa; Chordata; Testudines; Geoemydidae
Product: zinc finger protein 883-like
Exons: 2
Coding region: 1538-3475 (645 amino acids)
Biological process (GO): regulation of DNA-templated transcription
Molecular function (GO): RNA polymerase II cis-regulatory region sequence-specific DNA binding; DNA-binding transcription factor activity, RNA polymerase II-specific
Source: RefSeq, a predicted model, not a curated record